Messenger RNA from Laccaria bicolor S238N-H82, 909 nucleotides. RefSeq lists its product as uncharacterized. Bases 1 to 909 code for a protein of 302 amino acids. The transcript has 7 exons. The record is from RefSeq and is a predicted model, not a curated record. Lineage: Eukaryota; Fungi; Basidiomycota; Agaricomycetes; Agaricales; Hydnangiaceae.
AUGUCCGGCUCAUUGAGCCAGUUUCAUUUACGCGGAACGUCCAAACGUCUCCAGAGAGAAACCGGAGAUCAGCUCACUACUAUCUCUUGUACUAUGUCUCAAGAGGACCUAUCUCUCCAAGCCCCAGUUGGCUUCUUCGGGAAAUUCAUGCAAUAUUCAAUCUUCUGGGCCUUGUCCAGCCGCAUGGAAUCACAGUUGCCCAACUUCUUCUGGCCUGAUUUUCUUCCCCACUCUCAACCAGCGCUACUGCUUGACGCCUCUUGGACAACAAUAUCAAAGCCAUAUGACACGCGCGUUACGCUCGUUUCAUCCGCCAGUUGUUUCCACGACGCAGGUCCCCGCCGCGUGGUAUGCUUCGGAGAGUCUGCUCUCCUUGUCCACAUCAACGCAACUAGGAGUGGACUGACAUUUGGUUAUCUCACCGACGCGCGCUUAACAGCAUGUCGGGCUCCACCUCACCUUAUUUCCCUCAUUUCCUUUGGGAGUUCUGUCCGUCGCAUGUUUGUCAGCCUUCAGAUAUCAGGCUACGAGGAGCCCAAAGACGGACUAAACUUCAAUCCUUAUAAACCGUCCAUCGCCAAGCACCGCAAGCGACUUAUUUUGCAUGGGUUCGUUGACUUUUUGGAGCAUUCUUGGGCGGAUGGCGUCAUAGGGUCGCCUUCAGACCAAUGGUUGCCUAUGGGGAGACAUAAUGAACCUUUACUGCUGGGGCUUAUGCCAAGCAGAGGUCUGCGUUGGCAUAGCUUGCGAGGACAGGAGUUCAUCCUUGCAGAUUGCUGUUUUGGUAGUCUGGAUGAGGGAUUUGAUGAGGAUCCGCCCUCCUUUACUUCUCUCUCCGGACGGUUGCAUUUUCCAUAUCGUAUGCCGAGUUUCGGUGGAUCCAAGAGCAUCAGGACUAUAGCCGCUUGA